Messenger RNA from Topomyia yanbarensis, 2412 nucleotides. It is a transcript of the gene SrpRalpha, whose product is annotated as signal recognition particle receptor subunit alpha homolog. The transcript is spliced from 4 exons. Gene Ontology annotation, biological process: SRP-dependent cotranslational protein targeting to membrane. Gene Ontology annotation, molecular function: ATP hydrolysis activity; GTPase activity; signal recognition particle binding. The record is from RefSeq and is a predicted model, not a curated record. Lineage: Eukaryota; Metazoa; Arthropoda; Insecta; Diptera; Culicidae. Gene Ontology annotation, cellular component: endoplasmic reticulum membrane; signal recognition particle receptor complex. Bases 183 to 2054 code for a protein of 623 amino acids.
CAGCAAAACCGAGCAUUAUAGGAAGCAAAAUUGAAUAGUGAAGUACGUUUGGUGUAAUUUUUUGCAAUUUCUCGCCAUUUCGUCAUCAGGAGAAUACUAAAUUCCUAGUUAAUUUUUAGAUAAAUAUUUUAGGUGUAGAUAAUAUUGUAGUAAAUAACCGAGUCCAGGAAAGGACGGUUAAAAUGUUGGAUUUGUUUACCAUUUUUACUAAGGGCGGGAUUGUCCUUUGGUGCUUCCGAGGCACCAACCAACUAUUUGCGCCGCCAGUUAAUGCACUCAUUCGGAGCGUGAUUUUACAGGAACGUUCCGGAAUUUAUGAUCACGAUGGCCUCUCCCUUCAAUACAAGUUGGACAACGAGUUCGAGUUGAUCUUUGUUGUUGCAUUCCAAAAAAUACUUCAAUUGUCAUACAUCGAUAAGUUUCUAAGUGAUGUGCACCUGGAAUUUCGCGAUAAAUAUAAGAAUGAUUUGCGGGUAGAGAACCGGAACUACACGAGCUAUCAAUUCCAGGAUGAGUUUACCAGGAUUUUGGAUCAAGCGGAAAAAUGGGGUAAACUUCAAGCGACAUUGCCGAAGCAAAUGCGCAGCUACGAGGAGUCCCAUAAAUCGAAGAAAACGGUCUCAUCUAUGAUUGAGCGUAAGGGUGAGGAGAAACCGGUGACAGGAGGAAAGAAAUCAGUUAAGAUUGUAGAGAACAAAAAACAGCAGGAAGAGAAUAUACCUCCUGUUCAGUUGAAUGGUACAAACGAUGAUCUGAUCAUGGAAAAUCGUAAGAGGUUGAUGGGAAAAAUGAAUAAGAAAAACAAGGGAGAUAAGCCGAAGUCGCCGAAAUCUCCUCCGCAGAAGUCUGGUAAACAGAUGCGUGUUUGGGAUUUGGGUGGAAAUGUAAAAGAUUUGCCCAAUUUGGACCGCUGCAAGGAUAAACCUGAGGAUAUUCGUAGUGACUUCACGCCUAGUAACGAAAUGAUUGGAACUAUGAAAGGAGGUAUACAAGACCUGGAAGUUGAAAGCGACGACGAUUACUCGGAAGAAGAAGAUGAUGAGGUUCAACAAUAUGCAAGUCGUCCUAGCGUCCCGACUACCAAAAAAACGGGAGGAAUGUUAUCCCUUUUCAAGGGUUUGGUAGGAUCGAAGAAUCUUACUCGUAGCGACAUGCAAUCAGCUUUGGAUAAACUUCGUGAUCAUUUGAUAUCGAAGAAUGUGGCAGCGGACAUUUCACAAAAACUGUGCGAAUCAGUUGCAGUCAAAUUGGAAGGGAAAGUUCUCGGAACAUUCGACACUAUCACUGCUACAGUGAAGAACACAUUGACAGAUGCUCUAGUGCAGAUUCUGUCGCCAAAGCGUCGUGUUGAUAUACUGCGUGAUUGUCUUGAGGCGAAGAAGAACAGACGGCCAUAUGUUAUGAGUUUUUGUGGCGUAAACGGCGUUGGAAAAUCUACAAAUCUGGCUAAAAUCUGUUUUUGGUUGAUUGAAAAUAAUCUCAACGUGCUAAUUGCGGCUUGCGAUACGUUCCGUGCUGGAGCUGUAGAGCAGUUGCGCACCCACACAAGACACUUGAAUGCGCUUCAUCCUGCGGAGAAACACGCUGGUCGUGAAAUGGUGCAGCUGUAUGAGAAAGGCUAUGGAAAGGAUGCUGCAGGAAUUGCUAUGGAAGCAAUCAGAUAUGCCAAGGAUGUUGCUGUUGAUGUUGUUCUGAUCGAUACAGCUGGACGAAUGCAAGACAAUGAGCCGCUGAUGAGAGCACUAGCGAAAUUGAUAAAGGUUAACGAACCAGAUUUGGUUCUGUUCGUAGGCGAAGCUCUUGUUGGAAACGAAGCCGUUGAUCAGUUGGUAAAAUUCAACCAAGCGCUGGCCGAUUACUCUGCCAACGAUAACCCCCACAUUAUCGAUGGAAUUGUUUUAACUAAAUUUGACACUAUCGACGAUAAGGUGGGCGCUGCAAUAUCUAUGACUUACAUUACCGGGCAGCCGAUUGUAUUUGUGGGCACAGGACAAACUUACACCGAUUUGAAGAAGCUUAACGCAAAGGCCGUUGUACAUGCCUUGAUGAAGUAAAACUCCCACAUUUCUCUAAAAUGGAACUAUUGUUGUGCUAGAGAGCUACUUAGGCUAUUAUAUUCAUUUCCCCACAUUGAAUCCUAUUUGGAUAUCAAUACUAUUCCGGCUAGUCACAUAGGAAAAGGGAUCUGGACUUUCGUUAUUGGCAGCUUAGCGCGAGCCGUUCGAGUUGUGCAUGUUCUUUACGAGAAAUUUAUGUAACAUUACCAUUAUUCGUGUAUUUGUUUGAUUAUUGCAUUUUAUCAUUUUUGUUAUUCCUACUUUAAUAUCGGGAAUCGUGGACCAAGAGGUAUAAAGGUAAUUUGUCCAAUCAAGAUAAAGAGAGCUCUGUGUAUUAGACCAUUUUUAAAGAGUU